AUGAAAAAGGGAAACCCAGCAAGCAGUAAAUUGCUCCAAAAGAAAUGGCGAUAAAAGGACUAUGAGGGUCAUCUUGCAAGACUCCAAUAAGUUCGUCCUGGAUUAGAAUUGAAUGCACCAGGUCAGUUCAACCAUUUAAAAACCAAAGCUAAAAAAGAGCAAAUUCUUGAAGUCCAACAGCCAACCCACAUCAAUAUGGGAUUGACCUAGUAAAACUCCUAAAUGAACUCAAUUGAGGAAAAAAAGAGUCUCAAUCGUGAUUUUAGAAAAAGAGAGUUGCUCAGAGUCACACUUGAAAACUAUGAAUUCCUUAAACGUCUGAACCAAAAAGGAAGUGCUUACAGUGUAACUAAAUGGGAGGAAGAAUUUAAGUAAAAGGAGAAGCUAUUAAAGAGCUUAAGUGAAUUCCCAUAAUUUUAUGAGGGUCAUGCCGCUACCUAAACAUCAUUUAAUACAAAAAGGAUCUCUAAGAGAACGUAUGAAAAGACUGAAAGAUCUAGAGCAGAUAGCGUAAACAACACUAUUUUACAACCGUCAGAGUAAAAACAAAAAAUCAUCAAGAUUCAUGAGGAGAUGCUUAUUAAAAUAACAAAGAAUGCGAAUCUUAUGAGUCCUGAGACUUUCAAGUACUAUACAACAAAAUAUAUGAAAAAAGAACUAUUUGACAUUCAUAUCUACCGAACUAGGGAUGAGAUAUUCCUAAUUGACCUGCCAAAACCAAAAUCUAUUGAAGUCCUAGCUUCCUUUGACAAUGACUAUGAGCUAUUGUGCGAUUUCCUAGACAUAAAGAAAAACAGAUUGGUCAUUUUAAAUCCUAAAAAAGCUAAUAAGAAUAGAGCUUUAAGCUAGAAACCUCUCAACUAGAGUCCAGAGAUGCAGGAAGUGCAAGAAGAUCGUGUGCCCAAUCAUUAAAUGUAAGACUCAUAAACUGAAAAUCCAGUUGAUUUGGAUAAGCAACAAGUUAUUGAAGGCUCGCUUGAUAAUGUUUCUCAAUGA
This is a messenger RNA of Stylonychia lemnae, 996 nucleotides long. Lineage: Eukaryota; Ciliophora; Spirotrichea; Sporadotrichida; Oxytrichidae. The record is from the annotation of a GenBank genome assembly.